UUCAUGAGAGAGUCCGAUCUGAGAUCAGUGGAGUGUCUGAUGCUGUAAACAAACGCGGAGGAUCCGGUACUCGGACGAUAUUUAUGAAAUAUAAAGGAUGGAAAUAAGGCCUCCGAGUUUCACACACAAGUAUGUUUUAUUGUGUGUCUCCGCGGUGUUUGUUUACGCUGGCGUGUGUGGCGUGUCAGCGAUAGACGUGUUCACUCCAGCCGAGGUGUUUGUGGAGAACGGGACCACAGUCACUCUGUCCUGCAGCUUCAAGUCUAGAGAAGUGAUCAGUAGUUCAGCGUCAGUGACCUGGUCUUUCCUUCCGGAGGGAGAAACCGGAGCGUCCACUUCAAUCUUCUAUUACACUGCGGGGAGGUCGUUUCCGGGCUCGGUGCCGCAGUUUAAGUCUCGCGUGGAAUGGGCCGGAGACAUGAACAAGAAGGACGCGUCGAUCCGUGUGAUCCAGAUGCAGUUCAAGGACAACGGGACGUUCAGCUGCGACGUGAAGAAUCCUCCGGACAUCUCCGGACAGAUGUCCAUCACUAAAGUCAGUGUGGUCAUGAAAGAAGCUCUUCCUCAGACUAGCACAGCGGUGAUCGUGGGGGGGGUGAUCGGAGCCGUGAUCGGCAUCAUCAUCAUCGCUGUGGUCACCUACCUGAUCAUCAGACGACAGGAGUCCAGUCACGACUACAGAGGCUGCACCUCGUUAGAGAGUGUGAGCUCACAGAACACUAGGGUGGGGAAGAAAGCGGAGUCUAGCAACGACAACUCACUCUGCUCCAGCCCCUCCGCCCCCAUACAGGGGCCAGUGAUUUACGCCCAGCUCGAUCACUCCAGCAGCAAGAACUCCUUCCACAAGAUGGAGCCGGUGGUGUACGCAGACAUCCGCAAGAACUAGAGCGCCUGGGGUCAGACGGGUCAGACGGGGGGGUUAGUACUGGACUGGUGACGGCACCUGACCACAGACUCUUUCUUCUGCUUCUGUGUGUGUUUUCAUAUCAGUGUUAAUGUGAGUUUCUAGACUAAUAUCUCUCUCCUCGUGUCUCACCACUCUAACUAAAUACACUUUACCUUGAGAAGAUGUUACACAUUUUUAUAGGAUC
This is a messenger RNA of Carassius auratus (goldfish), 1091 nucleotides long. RefSeq names its product myelin protein zero-like protein 1. The transcript is spliced from 6 exons. Bases 98 to 886 code for a protein of 262 amino acids. Gene Ontology annotation, cellular component: cell surface; focal adhesion; plasma membrane. Lineage: Eukaryota; Metazoa; Chordata; Actinopteri; Cypriniformes; Cyprinidae. The record is from RefSeq and is a predicted model, not a curated record.